AUGUCGGCUACAUCCAUCCUCCUCCGCAACGCCACAAUCCUAGUCCCAGGCCCAGCUGGAAACAAACCGGCCGUCUCCCUCCGAAACCACUCGGUCCUCGUCCAGGGAAACAAAAUCGCCCGCAUCGCAGCCCACAUCGACGCUCCCUCGGACAGCACUCAGGUCAUCGACUGUACCGGCAAGAUUGUCUCUCCCGGGUUCAUCGACACGCACCAUCAUGUGUGGCAGACGCAGCUCAAGGGACGGACUGUGGACCAUACUCUGCUUGAGUAUAUCCCAACUUGCAACAUGCACUCUUACAAUUACACCCCAGAGGACAUCUUCUGGGGAGAACUAGGCGGCUGUCUCGAGGCCUUGAACGCAGGAACAACAACCGUCGUCGACCACGCCCACAUGAACUACUCCCCAGCCCACAACACAAACGCCCUCGCAGCGACAAUCUCCUCAGGAAUCCGCUCCACCUUCUGCUACGCCCCCACAACCAGAGUCCAGCAAUGGGACCCCGAACUCACCCUGGACCCGGACAUCCUGCCCUCCUGGGCCGUCGACCAAGCCGAAGAGCUCAUCCGGAACGGCCCCUACGGAGACGGCCGCGUGACCGUCGGCCUCGCCUUCGACGCCCUCUUUCUCCCCAAGGAGAUCGUCACGGACCUCUACCAACGAUGUAGAGCAGCUGGCGCAAAGGUCCUGACAACGCACUACGUCCGCGCCGCAGUCUUUGGCCAACACUCCAUGGUAGACAUGCUAGACAACCACUCCCUCCUCGGCCCCGACAUCCUCCUCUCCCACGCCACAAACCUCACCCCCUCCGACAUCCAGAAGCUCUCCGCCGCCAACGCAAGCAUCUCCUCCACCCCGGACACCGAGAUCCAGAUGGGCCUCGGCUACCCCGUCUGCUUCCGCCACGACACCCACCCCCUGAGCUCCCUCGGCAUCGACUGCCACAGCAACAACGGCUCCAGCCUCGUCACCCAGAUGCGUCUCGGCCUGCAGGCCGAGCGCGGCAUCCGCAACGCCGCGCUCAUCCAGCGGGGGAAAGCCCCCAAGCAUCUGGACCUUUCCGUUCACGACGUCUUCCAGCUCGGCACCUUGGGCGGCGCGAGGGCCGUCGGGAUGCAAGACCAGCUCGGAUCCCUUGAGCAGGGGAAGCUGGCCGACAUUGUCAUUUUCGACGGCCUCACCCCUGGCAUGAUCUGCGCUGCCGAGGAAGAUCCCUUUGCGGCGAUUGUGCUGCACUCGAGCAUUGCGGAUGUCGAGACGGUCAUUGUCGACGGCAGGAUUGUGAAGCAGCGCGGUAAUCUUGUGCCUGUUGAUCUCGAUCUGUCAAUGUCGGAUUUGAAGCCCAGCAAGACGCGCUUGGAGUGGUCGGAUGUGGCUCAGGAGCUACUCAGGAGUCGACAGAGGGUGAUUGAGGCGGGUAAGAAGAGCUGGGGAGGAGACAUGGACAAGGCGCUGGACAGUUUGACCAAGGCCUUUCACAUUGACCCCGACAACUUGGUCUGCUAA
Messenger RNA from Trichoderma citrinoviride, 1506 nucleotides. Its product is annotated as Metallo-dependent hydrolase. Gene Ontology annotation, molecular function: hydrolase activity, acting on carbon-nitrogen (but not peptide) bonds. The transcript is spliced from 4 exons. The coding region runs from base 1 to 1506 and encodes 501 amino acids. Lineage: Eukaryota; Fungi; Ascomycota; Sordariomycetes; Hypocreales; Hypocreaceae. The record is from RefSeq and is a predicted model, not a curated record.